Messenger RNA from Limulus polyphemus (Atlantic horseshoe crab), 990 nucleotides. Its product is annotated as amine sulfotransferase-like. Gene Ontology annotation, molecular function: sulfotransferase activity. Gene Ontology annotation, biological process: sulfation. The coding region runs from base 1 to 990 and encodes 329 amino acids. Lineage: Eukaryota; Metazoa; Arthropoda; Merostomata; Xiphosura; Limulidae. The record is from RefSeq and is a predicted model, not a curated record. Gene Ontology annotation, cellular component: cytoplasm. The transcript has a single exon.
AUGGCCCAAAAUGUGAAUGUAAGGCCAGCUUACCAGGAAAUAGAUGGUUUUAUAUUACCAAGGUCUUUUUCUUCCAACUGCUUUCGGGGAACCCUCACGUAUAAAGCAAGGGAUGACGACAUAUUUAUCGUCACAUUUCCAAAAUGUGGAACUACAUGGGUCCAGCAUAUUGUUCAUAAUAUUUUACAUAAAGGGAAAUCAUUCGAAAGUUUCCAAGAUUUUCAGAGAUAUUCUCCUUUUAUGGAAAUGACUGGCCCGGAAGCAGCGGUUCGAAUGCCUCGUCCUGGAGCAAUCAAAACUCAUUUGCCCUUUCAUUUAAACCCAUAUUCCCCUAAAGCAAAGUACAUAUAUGUAGCUAGGAACCCGAAAGACACUUGUGUGUCAUUUUAUUACCACACGAAGAUGAUCCCGCCAUACGAAUUCGCAAAUGGCACGUUUGACGAAUACUUCAAUAUUUUCAUCAACGGUGAAAACUAUUUUGGAGAUUAUUUUGAUCAUCUGUUGUCAUGGUAUGAACACCGAAACGACUCUAACGUCUUGUUCAUCACAUACGAAGACAUGAAGAUCGACAAGCGAGGUGCAAUCUUAAAGAUCGCCAGUUUUCUUGGUAAGGAGUAUGAAGACAUGUUGCUAACAGAUGAGAAGCUGAUGGAGAAAAUACUUUUUCAAACAAGUGUCGAAUAUAUGAAAAAAUAUGCAAAUGAUCAUAUGCAUAGCUUUUUAAGUGGGAAAAGUGAAGAUGUAGAGAAAAAUCCAUACAUUCCCGAAGGAAUCCAGCAUAUCAAUCAAUAUAUGAAAAACAAUAAUAUUAAACCUCCUGAAGAGGUCAACUUUGUUCGAAAAGCAGUAGUGGGAGAUUGGAAAAACCAUUUUACUCCUGAACAGUCUAGGAUAUUAAAAGAAAAAUUCCAAGAGAAAACUAAGGGAACAGAUAUCUCUAAUCUGUGGCCUAACUUACAUGAAGAUGUGAAAGAUGACACAAUUAUAUGA